Aspergillus udagawae is the source of this 429-nucleotide messenger RNA. RefSeq names its product inorganic phosphate transporter. The transcript is spliced from 2 exons. The record is from RefSeq and is a predicted model, not a curated record. Bases 1 to 429 code for a protein of 142 amino acids. Gene Ontology annotation, biological process: phosphate ion transmembrane transport. Lineage: Eukaryota; Fungi; Ascomycota; Eurotiomycetes; Eurotiales; Aspergillaceae. Gene Ontology annotation, cellular component: membrane.
AUGUCCAUCUCCCACGGCGCAAAGGAUAUCUUCAAUGCCAUCGGCCCAUUCAGCACUGAGUACACGACCUGGCACACCGGCGUGGCCUCUGCCAAAGCCGAUACCCCGAUUUGGAUCAAGGCCGCUGGCGGUUUAGAACUUCUCGGAAACCGCAUUACCAAGCACUCUCCUACGCACAGGCACAGCAUGGAACUCGGCGCUGCGAUUACGGUCCUGCUUGCGUCACUGCUGGGUCUGCCUGUGUCUAUGACGCAAUGCAUUACCGGUCCAGUGCUGGGUGCUGCAUUAGUGAACAUGGACCUGAAGAGCAUUAAUUGGAAACAGCUGGCGAAGAUCUUCCUCGAUUGGGUUCUGACACUGCCGUGCGCGGGUCUCAUCUGUGGGAUUAUCAUGAGGAUGGCGCUGAAUGUUCCUCAAUGGGGCCGGUAA